This is a messenger RNA of Aspergillus pseudotamarii, 1030 nucleotides long. RefSeq lists its product as uncharacterized. The transcript has a single exon. The record is from RefSeq and is a predicted model, not a curated record. NCBI's taxonomy places the organism in Eukaryota, Fungi, Ascomycota, Eurotiomycetes, Eurotiales, Aspergillaceae. Bases 100 to 675 code for a protein of 191 amino acids.
AAGAAAACCUUUGUGCUCCUCAGUUCAACACUCACGAGAACACCCUCCGUUCGAAUGAAAGGUUAGUAGCAUCUACAACUUACCUUUUAACAGUUGCUGAUGCUGCCAAGAUGUUUUAUAGAAACUCAUUCACAACAUUAUAUAUCCAGUCCUUCGAUAGCCUUGUUAACGGGCGUGCUAUCUGGGGCCAUAAUGAAUGACGAUACAGAUGGUGCACUGCUGGACAUAGUUCAGCGACAGUCACGGCCGCUUAUUGGAAGCCUAGAGGUCCCGACCUUUUUGACAAGUAUCGGUAUCAAGCUUUGUCUGCAACAUGUCAAAGGAUCCAGAGCAGCGGUAGAUAGUCAUCAGGUGGAGGUAUGCGCGGAGGAGCAAACUUUGCAUGCCAUAAUCCGAGGGUAUGACGACGAGCUCCCCACGGGGAGAACUAUUACAGUUAUGAAAACACUUGCUAUGCAUAUCAGGACCUUUUUGCCGAUGUUCCCCACCUGGACAAGAUUAACAUUCGACCCUGCCAGCCCUGUCCGCCAAGCAUAUGAGUUUCUCUGUAUCUGUAUCACUGCAUGCAACAUACAUAUUGACCUGGGAUCACCGAGCAUCCAGCGAUAUAACGAGUUGCGGUGCAGUGGGCUUGCUCAUGAAGCAGCACUUCAAUAUGUGUAUUCCGUGCCGUGAAGUACUAUGCUGUUGCUAGGUGAUGUGGUUGCAUUAUUGGAUAGACUAUACCGAGUAUUCCAGCAAAUUCCAUACAAUCCAGCUGCUUUCCCCAUGGUUCUUCCACUAGUGUCAGAUGCAUGUACUGUGUGGCUCUACCUCUCCUACCUUUGGCUGUGCUAUACAUGGCAAUCAGAGGAUGUUCAUUUUAAUACCCCAACACUAUACUGGUCUCACAGCACCUUGCUCAUGGUGUUUCACACGUUGAGCGUGGUAGGUGAAGACGGAAGUCCAUCAACGUGGAGGGCAUGUCUCUGUAUGCUCCGAGGAUUCAAUAUUGCAGCGCAUAUUGCGCUACAAAGUUUCAGCACAUUCC